CCAUUUCUUUCCUCCAUUACCUUUCCUCUGCGUCCAGAGGCUGAAACUUUUCUGUGAAUCUCUCUGUGGAUUUGAGUGUUUUGUGGGUGGGUGAGAAAUGGCGGGAAGUGGAGUAUCCAAGUCUAAGUCUUCGAACCCAACCAGAGUGAGGAAGAGGGUCGAGGUAGAGCCUGCUCCUGCUUCUGCUUCCGCUUCCGCUUCCUCUUCGGUUGUUCGUGCCAAAGACGGCAGCGCCUUUGCUCGAUGUGAAGAAUGCAACAAAGAUGUACCUGUGGCGUUAAUCAGCUUCCACAAUUGUAGCCUUGAUGCUAAAAUCAAAAUGAAUUUGGAUUCCCAGGUUAUUGAGAAUCCCCCCGAGGUGAAGAAAAAGGCAACAGAGAAGAGGAGGGCACAACCAACAGAGCGAAAGGCAAAGAAAGCUAAAAAUCCAAACAUGCCAAAACGCCCUCCUACGGCCUUCUUCCUCUUCCUUGAGGAGUUUAGGAAAACAUACAAGGAGGCUAAUCCAGAUUGUAAGAGUGUUGCUACGGUUGCAAAGGAAGGUGGAGAGAAGUGGAAAUCCUUCACAGAUGAAGAGAAGAAACCUUAUGUAGAAAGAGCUGCAGAGCUCAAGGCAGAAUAUCAGAAGGCAUUGGAGUCUAAUAAUGAUGCUGAAAAUGAAGAUGUUCAAGAUGAAGAAGUUUCAUCAGAGAAGGAAGUGAAGGUGGAGACAAUUUCUGAUGAUGAAUAGGACUGUUUGGUUUUAGAUUCUGCAUUGUUCUUUUGAGACUUGUUCUAAUCCAUGGUUAUGCAGUCCUGUAAAUUUUGAUGGAUUAAAAGUUAAUGGAUUUUCCCAGAGAUGUUUCAAAAAUGC
This is a messenger RNA of Ilex paraguariensis (yerba mate), 853 nucleotides long. The record is from the annotation of a GenBank genome assembly. Lineage: Eukaryota; Viridiplantae; Streptophyta; Magnoliopsida; Aquifoliales; Aquifoliaceae.